UGACUGUAUUUAAAACUUUACAAAUAUAAAAAUAAUGAGCAACAGGGACGUUGAGCGUUGGUGGAGGUGGUAACAAUGAUUUCCGUACAUUCUCUUCAAUUAUACGUCUUGAAAGUGCGAAUCACGACAACCUCAGCCUGGAGGAAAAGUCCAGUCAGCGUUUACGUCCACUUCACAUCACUUCCGCAAUUUCCAGAGUUUCACACGCUCUUUGAUUUACAAAGACGCACAAAUGUCUUUGGAACGAAAGAUCAUAUUUGAUCAUAUCAUAUCUGAGAUAUCUGAGUUUCAUGUGCUGUAAAUAACUAUGUACAUUUCAUUGAUUGCCAUCAUUACCAUCGCAGUUUAACCUGAAAAGGUUAAAGUGCAUUAGUCAGAAAACUGUCCAACUAUCCAAACAUGAAGGUCCUGAACAGAGACGAGCUGCAGAUCGCUGAAGGAGUUCUGCUCAAACACUUACCGAAGAGUUAUAAGGUGUACGGUUUCCUGUUCGGUAUCAACAGGAACAAACCGACUACACUGGAAGUUGUGGUCGAUACGUGGCCUGAUUUUAAAGUUAUCAUCUGCAGACCGGACCCCGAGAAAAAGCGUGCCUUGAAUUUCAUGAAAAAAGGUGACUACAGCAUGGAUGAACAGAGUUUGAGGAAAAUGCUAACAGACGAGAAUGCUGUUGAUUGGAGCACUUAUUUCAUGAUAGGAGGACUUGAUGUUUCCCAUGCACCAAUGCUCAAACAAGUGUCUUCUGACAGAAGAGUAAAAUACAAAACUGAUAUUUUAGUACACCUUCUGUAUUUGCAAGACACCAACUAUCUGCACAUGCCAGCGAUUAACAGUGAGCUUGAGUUGAGGAUUUCAUCUCUUAACCUUUCCUAUGUUGACUUGGUGAAUAAAACCUGGAAGUUUGGAAGAGACGAGAAGGGUUACAGGAAGAUUGAAAACCAAAUCAUUAACUUCCCAUCAUGCUGCAUCACAGACGGCCGGGGUCAGCCCGUGUCCUGGAUACUCGUAUGUGAUUACUGUGCUGUGGGAAUGUUGUAUACGCUGCCAGAGCACAGAGCGAAAGGCUAUGCCAACGUCGUAAUCAGCACGAGUAGUUAUGUGAUCUCUCGGUGAGGACAGGGAUGCCUUGCCAGUAAAAUGCUGGAAUAUUGAAAGCACAGCAUCAAAUCAGCUUCCUGUUCUCAGCUGACAGGAGUGACACCUGGUGUGGUCUUCUGCUGCACAAGCCCAUCUGCUUCAAGGUUCACGGUGCAGGAUGCUUGGAUGUAAUGAGUAGUUAUUGAGUUGCCUUCCUAUCAGCUUGAAGAAGUCUGGCCAUUCUCAUCUGCCUCAUUUAUUUUUAAAAAAGCCUCUAUUUUUUGGAAAGCAUCCGUUAUUGAACCUCUGUUCAAAAUGCCUCAACAGCGACAGCUGCAGGUUAUAUUGGGCAGGUCAAUCUGUGUGAUUGUGCAGAGAGCAGAUCAGCAGGAGUCUGACCUCCUCACCUCCUCAGGAUAGGAGACCAGCCUCCAUCUGUAUGCAUCUUUUUACAGUAGUAACCUAAUGAUGGCUAUAGCCUACACUAUGUUUAAUUAUAUAGUAAUAAUUUUCUAAUGUACUAACAUGAAACCUGCAUGUCCAGCUUUUGUGGUGACCUGCUGGGGUGUGUGACAUAAUCAGAGAUCAAUUAAAUCCAUCUAAGCCAAACUGACAUAACAUAUCUGGUAAAUUCUGAAUAACUGAUAGUUGUCAGGCUUAAAUGUUUUUGUUUUUGUUUUUUUGAUUACAAUAUUGUUCAAAUAUUUUAGAAUUCAGCAGAGAAAUUAGAUCCCAUCUCACAUCACUGCUGAAAAUAUGAUCAGCCUUUGAUGGAAGGAAGCCAAAGCACACUCAGAGAACAGUGAGUUACUAUCACACAUACAGCACAGACCACCUAACACACAACUGAAUGUCUGUUUGCAAUGAGGUGUAAAGGGAGGAAAGAGUGUGUAAAGAUGAAGAAGCUAAACCGCUUCUUAAACUGGUCAAACUGGAGAGCUGGCACAACCUGUAGAAAGUUGUAAAGAAAAAAAAGCUUUUAAAAUCCCUGUUUUCAUAAAACCUUUCAACAAUAUUGAAUUUUAUGUUUUUUGUUCAGCUGUGUGUAGCAAACAUCAGCCAACAACAUGAAAGACAUAUUUGAAGCCCAGACGCUCCUUGAGUUUCGAGAAACCAUGCUGUCUAAAUUUCAUGGAGUUCCAUUUGACGUGUAAUUAUUAACAGUUAAACGACAGUGUUGCAAUAUUUCUGUGAUCCGUUGAACAUGUUUAAAAAUUAAUUCUUGUAUAGUUAAUCUACAGACAAGCUCAACUCCUCAGCAUAGUCAAAAAGUACACUGUGGGUGUUUCCACAGUGACCUCCAGACUGCUCGAUGCACAGGCCUAGUUCCUGUUCUGAGCUGUCAGAUGUGGCACCCGGUGGGGUCUUUUUGCCCAUCUGAUUCAAGGUUUGACGUGUUGCAUGUUGCAUACUGUGACUGUAAUGAGUUAUUUGAAUCCUUUUUGUCUUCCAAUCAAAUUAAAGCAUUCUGGAUAUUC
Oreochromis niloticus (Nile tilapia) is the source of this 2555-nucleotide messenger RNA. RefSeq names its product glycine N-acyltransferase-like protein 3. Lineage: Eukaryota; Metazoa; Chordata; Actinopteri; Cichliformes; Cichlidae. The record is from RefSeq and is a predicted model, not a curated record. The transcript is spliced from 6 exons. Gene Ontology annotation, molecular function: glycine N-acyltransferase activity. Bases 400 to 1113 code for a protein of 237 amino acids. Gene Ontology annotation, cellular component: mitochondrion.